Molecule: messenger RNA, 1872 nt
Organism: Vollenhovia emeryi
Lineage: Eukaryota; Metazoa; Arthropoda; Insecta; Hymenoptera; Formicidae
Gene: ArfGAP1
Product: ADP-ribosylation factor GTPase-activating protein 1
Exons: 9
Coding region: 582-1784 (400 amino acids)
Biological process (GO): regulation of endocytosis; regulation of ARF protein signal transduction
Cellular component (GO): Golgi membrane
Molecular function (GO): GTPase activator activity
Source: RefSeq, a predicted model, not a curated record
UAAGAUUAUUUCAAGCGAGCAAAAUAGGCUUCUCUCUGGUGUUGGAUUCGUAAUUGAUUCAAUCGACAAAGUCGUUUAAUCUUUUGUUCCACAUGUUAGGCAACAAAGAAUUAAUAUGGCUAAAAAAAUGAAUAAUUGUCAAGUAAUCGAGUAAGGUAGAGGAAAAGUAGAUUGAGGGAUCGUGCAGUUAAAAUUGUUGGAAUUCCCGCCCGAGUUAGGACAACCUAACCUAUACCCCGCGUGACGUCAAUCGCGGCAACGCCAGGUCGCCAGUUCCCAGGCGCAAAAAUCGUGUCAGACUUUUACAAUAUGUCCACGUAGGAAGUGAUCUUGCCGUCCAUCCCGGAAGAAAGAACCGUUCGAUAUGACUUGGUGGUAGUUUGAAGGUGAAGGUUUUUGCCGACUAUUGCACGACACUUGCGUAAUAAUCCCGCGGCACCUGGAAAUCCGGGCUGUCGAGAUGACUUUUCCACCUUUCAACCUGGGCCCGCGGCCCUCGAUCACUUUCUCACAGCCGUCGAGGUGCCAAGAGUUGCAGCCGCGAGAACCUUUGACCAACUGACCAACUGACCGAUGUGACCAUGGCCAGUCCACGAACGCGACGAGUGCUGAAUGAAUUAAAGCCGAGGGACGAGAACAAUAAAUGCUUCGAAUGCGACAGCCACAAUCCGCAAUGGGUGUCGGUAACGUAUGGCAUUUGGAUAUGCCUCGAGUGCUCUGGCAAGCAUCGUGGUCUAGGUGUGCACUUGUCCUUUGUCCGCUCUGUCUCUAUGGACAAGUGGAAGGACAUAGAACUGGAAAAGAUGAAGGUCGGUGGUAACAGAAAUGCCCGCGAGUUCUUUGAGAGUCAACCCGACUGGGACGAAUCCAUGUCCAUCUCGCAGCGUUACAAUACAAAGGCGGCGGCAUUGUACAGAGACAAGAUCGCUACGUUGGCGAGAGGAGAGCGUUGGAGUCCAAACAGCUCGACGGCAAAGGAUUUUCAGCCUUCGGCAUUUAUUAAGAGUAAGCAAGAGCACUCGUACCAGAGCGACUUGUCCUCUUCUUAUCAAAAUAUGGACUUGGACAGCCUAAAAGUACAGACGGAGUCCUUCUUUGUGAAAAGACAGAAUGAAAAUGCUAAUCGUCCAGAUAAUAUCCCACCUAAUCAAGGCGGUAAAUACGGUGGCUUUGGUUAUCAGAUGGAUCCACCACCCAAGAGUUCGUCCCAGGAAUUGUUCGACACCGCAGUAUCAUCAUUAGCGACUGGCUGGUCAAUAUUCUCUUCCUCAGCAUCGAAAAUGGCGAGCAAAGCUACUGAAAACGCAAUCAAGAUUGGAGGACUCGCGACGCAAAAGGUUCGUGACGGCACUUUGUUAGAGGAUGUAGGAGCCCAAGUCAAUCAUUUGGUUACAAAGGUUGGAGAUAUAACAAGACGGGGAGGAUGGGGUGAUAUUGCUGGGACCAAUUCAGCGGAACAACAAAGGCAAUACGAUUCCAUGGACCGAUACCAAUAUUCCUCCAACACGUAUCAGAAUAGCGAUCCAAUACAAUCGAAUCGCUCCAACGAAAAAUCGUCUCUCGUAAGAAGCUCCAGUUCCAAAAGUAAUAUUUCUGCUGGAGAUUCCUCCAACUGCGAUUGGGAUUGGGGCAAUGACGCGAGACAAGUGACCAAGACAACUUGGAAGAAGCAACCGAAGGCGGAGAAGGAGGAAUCGUUGAUCAAUUUUGAAACGGACAAUAAGGCACAAGAGAAUUGGAACUCGAAAGCGGAAGAUGACGCCUGGGAAAUAUUGAAUAAUUAACACAUUAGCGCGAAUUAGGAAAUGAGGAUAUCGGUAUAUGUUAAUUUUUAAGAGUAUCAAUGAGAAUUAAAGAAAAGACAUGCCCUUA